Molecule: messenger RNA, 7336 nt
Organism: Athalia rosae (coleseed sawfly)
Lineage: Eukaryota; Metazoa; Arthropoda; Insecta; Hymenoptera; Athaliidae
Gene: TfAP-2
Product: transcription factor AP-2-epsilon
Exons: 9
Coding region: 2105-3979 (624 amino acids)
Biological process (GO): regulation of cell population proliferation; regulation of transcription by RNA polymerase II; anatomical structure development
Cellular component (GO): nucleus
Molecular function (GO): RNA polymerase II transcription regulatory region sequence-specific DNA binding; DNA-binding transcription factor activity, RNA polymerase II-specific
Source: RefSeq, a predicted model, not a curated record
UUCUAGAAAGAGGAGGACCGAGCUCACCUGGACGAAUAAAAUAAAGAGAGAGGGUUCCGCCGCAGGUGCGCGGGGAGGAGGUCCACCACUUGUUCCUCAACCGAUCCAUCCCCCCCUCUCGUGCCGCGGGCGGCGCCACUUGUUUCUUCGCGUCUUUUAGCCUCUAGCCAUAUUCUCGAGGGCGCCCGCGCUACGAACGUGUCCUGAGGACCGUCACCGUCAGCGUCAUAGCCACCGGCAUCACCGGUACCGCCGUCGCCAUCGCUACCGUAGCCCAUCGCCCUCGUCGACGAAGUCUCCCGUUGCCGUCGCCGUCGCCGUCCACAUCGCCGAUCGCCGAUCGCCCUCGUCUCUGCACGUACCCCGACCGACGAAUCGCCAUCGGCAACGUACCGCUAUCGAAGCCCGCGUGCGCCGACCCCGUGGGGAUUUCCCGGGACUUUUCCGAAACCCCCCCACCCGUGACCACGUGGUUGCGAGACGGCCGCAGGUGACCGGAAGUUCCAUCGAAGUUCAGUGAUAUUUUUGUUGCCGAUUACAUGAGCCACAUCGAUUUUUAUACAUUCGGUUCCGAAGUGUUACUACGACGUUACGACGUUUCCAAUCCAUUGCCGCAGUAUUGUUCUGCCAUUUUUUAAAUUUUCUUUUACGUCGAUUCGUCGAUUUUUUUCAAAGUGGCCAACCGAAUCUGCGGAUGACAAUUUCUCAUGGUUUCAGUUGGUGAUUACGAGACACGACCACGUCCAGUUUCUGUUUUCUACAUUACAGUGCGAUCGUAGAACGAAGGUUUGACGUAUUCGUUGUAGCCGAUGUAUGUCAACAAAUGACGUGUGUAUAAAGGAUCGUAUGUGUCAUCGGAUAAUCGGUACGGCAAGUAGUACCCCAGACACACCGCUGUAUUGGAUAAUUAAAUGGAAACUCGAAGCAGCUAUGCAACUCAGUCGGUGGUUGGAGUUUGAGUAAGCGGACCCCUCGUUACUCUCCAGCUGCUGCACUAGGAUAACAGAGUUACGCCGUUGGAAUCGAUUGAUGAUCAUUGUUUUUUUUUGUUCGUUCGUUUUUUUCUCCUUCUUUUUUUUCCCUGCGAUCGUGAUUUCCUCUAUCCACGCGGAUCUGCAUCGCGUCAAGGUUUCAUACCUUUAAUGACAUUUCGAUUAUUAAUUAUCGCACCGUGACCUUUGCACGCCUCCAUUGCCAGUCGCCACGAUAUGUAGAAUGAACGAAGCUAUACUUCUGAAUUUAUUCCGUUCCUAAAAUUUUAUCAUCGCGAUACGAUGGAAAAUUUCGUCCGCAUCCCAAGUUUUUGUUCGAUCGACGUGACGUCUGGUCGUGAAUAAAUUUACGAGCCGCUGCAAUCGACGAAACUAAAACGCAUAAUCACGUUGAAAUAAAACAGAUUAAAACAAACAAUCACCGAUUCGCCGAUCGAUCGAUACGGUCUCUGGAACACGUUUGUAAUUAACGGAUAAAACCACACCGCCGGACUUUACUUGCGAUACCGCGUACGUGUAUAGAACUUUACGCGUAUUGCGUUUUACUUGUGUGCGUGAAUACCGGGUACAGCAUAAAGAGCGAGAAAUUUAAUAGAGACAAUUUAGCUGCACAGUGAAAUCGGUCCAGAUCAACGUUGAGAACACAGUAGCCGGAUAGUCCUCGAUAUGUAUAUAUCUUUCGUGCAACGGGGGGGCACGUGACUCGGACAGGUUUACUCGCCUUCGAUAUUGGUCACACCGGUGGUGGCUACACCGCCUCUACCUACCUACCAACCUACCUACCUUACCCUGCUUCUGCAAUAAUACGUGUAUAUUUAUACACCUAUACUGUGGUCUAUGCCAAAUAACGCGCAAAGAUAUGAAACAAACAAAAAAAAUGUUGAAUCAAGAAAAUCAAGAACAACAUUUUAAUCGUGCUGACUAGCGUAAUAUCCGGAGAACGGGGAGGAAGAGGUCAGCGGAUGGGGUGGGGGGUAGGAGGUGAAUUCGACAUUGAAAAUUGAGAUACCGAGAGUUGGGGAUAAUCGGAGAAAAGGAGAACGAAUAUCUGAGAGAAAUAAAUAUGAUACUAUACGAGGCGUCUAAUUACCGGUUUUAUCUAUUGAACGUUUAUGGUCCAUAUUUAUUCGGGACUGUCGUAUAGUGUUUCGAAAAAAACGAAAAAGUUAAAAACUCCGAAAGACAUUGAAAAAGUGUUCAAUCUUUUAUAUCGAGGAAGAACGGAAAGAUUGUUCGUCGUAGAAAAAUUCGACGUUCGUAUAACCGGCAAAAUUCGACUACCGCGAGGAGAUUUGCGACUCGCUGCGAUGUCCAGCCUUGAAGGGGGUGGCGAUGCCGAUAACGGUACGACCACUUCCCCCCUCGAAGAAGUCGCAUCGCCUACGAGUGUUGAAUCGGAAUUAAUGGUGACUGACAUGCUCGAUGAUCAUGACUCGAGACUCAAUGAUUCUCGCGACGUAAAAAGGAAACGGGAUACGGACGGCGACGAGCUAAGUCCGAGAAAACUACCCUCGUUGACGAGCAACAACAACGACGUCGCGUUCGUACUCGGUGAUAACACGGAGGACGGAUUGCAAAACGACGGUGGAGAUGACGACCGGCUGACGGGACAUGGAGGAAUUUCAUCCCUCAGCGGUGGUAAUUCGUCGCCUUACUCCGGGGCGCAUCACCACGGUCACAGGGGUAACGGCAACGGGGGCGGCAUGCCGCAUCACGGUGGCGCGUCGCUUCCGACCGCCUCGGAUUUCCAACCGCCGUAUUUUCCUCCACCUUUUCCUUCGCACCAUCACGCUCCCGCCAGCCCCCAACAUCCCGGUCUCGGACAACCCCAACACCUCGACUAUCUCGUCAGCGAUCCGUACGCCCAAACGCUGAACACUCUUCAUCAACAUCACUAUAACCAACUGUCGGCCGCGGUUACGGCCGGCCAAAGAAGCGGUGACCUCAGAAGGGACGCCGAGGGCAUACAUGUGACGAACAUGCACGCCUCGUUUCCUUACGACGGUGGUCGAGGUAGCGGAGGAGGUGGUGGCGGAGGUGGAGGUCGAGGUGUCGAAUACGGUGGCGUAAGACGUCCCGACGCCCUUUUACCACCUCCGGGACUCGACCAAACGGACCUAGUUCUACACACCAGCCUCGUUGACGACCCCCAGGUGAGCGAUGAUAACACGAACGUCGACGACGGUGGAUUCAUGAACGAUCUUCCUCUCCUGAAAAGCAUGAAAACGUCGGAGAGGGGUGAAAAAGGGAUGUUAUCCGGCAACGCCCAACCUUCGGAUGUUUUCUGUUCAGUCCCCGGACGACUUUCUCUCCUGAGUAGCACGAGCAAGUACAAAGUCACAGUGGCAGAGGUCCAGAGACGAUUGUCACCUCCGGAGUGCCUCAACGCCAGUCUUUUAGGUGGUGUUUUAAGGAGAGCGAAAUCUAAAAAUGGCGGAAGACUUCUGAGGGAAAAGCUGGAAAAAAUUGGGCUGAAUCUACCCGCUGGCAGGAGGAAGGCAGCCAACGUUACGCUUUUAACUUCGAUGGUGGAAGGAGAGGCUAUACACCUCGCUAGAGAUUUCGGAUACGUGUGCGAAGCCGAAUUCCCAGCGAGACAAAUCGCGGAAUAUCUUUGUCGGCAACACUGCGAACCACAGGACUCUUACAGACGAAAAGAGGAGCUACAUGCCGCAAAACAAGUCACCAAAGAGCUGAUGGAUCUUUUAAACCAGGACAGGUCGCCUUUGUGCAAUACCCGACCACCGCACAUCCUAGACCCGAGUAUACAGCGACAUUUGACGCACUUUUCUCUGAUAUCGCACGGGUUUGGCAGUCCGGCGAUGGUAGCAGUUCUCACGGCGUUACAGAAUGUACUCGGGGAGUCGUUGCAGCAUAUGGAGAAAAUGUAUCCAGGAAAUGGUAGCGGUGUAACGAGCAGCCAGCAACCGAAUCACGAAGGUAAUAAGAACAAGGACGGAUCGCUGAUGAACGACAUGAAGAAGUGACGCCCGGAAGACCCGCCAACCUCAAACGUGGUCACCUCGAUCAGACACUCAUGGCCCUACAACUAACGCGCACAAAAAUAAUGAAAUGAAAAACUGCUAUGUAUCGAUCAGAGAUAGUUAAACGAAAAAAAUAUCAAAAACUGAAGCGUAUAAAAAUUCUCUGAUCGUAUGUAACGGAAGAAACGUUGAUUAGUUGAACAAAAAAAAAAACAAAAGAAAAGACAAAGAAAAGUGAAAUCAAACGAAUAGUGCACGUACAUACAAUUAAAGGGUUUAUGAGGAGGUCAAUGGCCUUGAGAGAUCACUGAACAAAAAGGGGUUGGCAGGUCUGCAGAGUAAAUGGAGGGGAAAAAAAACAAAGACUCUAUAUAGUUUUUCUGUAUUUUUUUUCUUUUCUCCUUAGACAAAUUUCCGGGCACAGUCCGAACUAAUGGAUCUAUGAAAUUAACAUAGUGCUGCGGCUAGAGUCAGUCGUACGUUCCUGGACAGCCCACACAACGCGGAUACACGGUAUCUGUAACUAUCCAUGACAAGAACAGAGAGACUUGAUCCUGUUCAAAUUUAACCGUCGGUUUUUAUCAUUAUGACCAUUAGGAGAAGAACAGAAAAAGAAAGUACCAUGAGAGAGAGAUUGAAGGAACUGUCGUAACUGACUGUUCGUUUCUUCAUUCCGAUACGAGAGAUUUUUAAGACAAGCGAUGUGAAGUGAAGAUGAACCGUCUGUUGAUUGCAAUUUGAUGUUUUUCAUUCAACUUCACUUCGCACGUUCGGAGGCAAGCUAAGUACAUGUCGUUUUCGCAAGAUUGCGAACAUUCGAGGUAGAGAGAAAAAAAAAAAAAAAAGAAAAAACUGCACACAAAAAACGUGGAAACUGCAGACGGUAAAAGCCGUCCGAGAGGCUAUAGUACUUUAUAAUACGCUAUACUUGUAAAACGUUAUCUGUACCGUAACUUUCGGUCCGUAAAAAUCGUUUGGAAAGUGUAAUAAAAUAAGAAACGCUAUGGUGGUGGGAUAUUCAAAGAACAAAUGACAAAAAAUAAAUAUUUAUAUAAUAUACCUAUAUAAACUAAAAAUGAAAAAAAGACAUUGUUCCUUAUCGCGCUGAAAACUUUACAAUCGUAAAUUUCAAUCAACGAGUUUGAUGAAGUAACUUUCAAUAAUAAAUAUUGUAUACAUUGUGCCAACGUGAAACUUGCCAUUUAAAACGUGCCAAUUACGAUGAUGACGAUCAGAGAGUAUGGGGAUAUUUACGCGUAUACAAAAAUAUUCACUAUGUGAGUGCGAAGAGGCGUUCGCUUGCGAAUAGCGAAGCGCUAAAAAUGAAACGCAAUAUGAUAGCAUAUACCUACCGAUAUGUAUAUAAUAUACUUGAGAAAGUGUGUAUUGCCAGGUAAUGAGUAAGAGAAAAAGAGAGAGAAAAAAAAUCGUUAGAAAAAAAUCGCACAGGUACUAAAACUCUUUUAUGUGUAUAGAAUGAUGAUGAAUAUGAAUAACGUCGAGAGUACUGGAUGAUGAUUUAAAUGCGAUAAGAUAAAGAAAAAAGAGGAUUAAAUGAAAUAUAUGUAUAAUGAAAAAUCGUAUCAAGUACAACGUGAUCAGGAGAUCCUGAGACAUAUCUAACUUUGUAACUAAACAUUAGAUUCGUAAGUUUUAAGUUAGAAACUUGAGAGCAUUUGAUGUUCCCAAAAUGUGUCAGAGCAUUUGAAUCUUUCUUGUGAUGUAAUCAUAUAUAAUUAAGGCAUACGUUAAUAAUGAAAAAAAUAAAAUAAAAUAAAUAUAAAUGCUAUACCCACAUUCCAUGUUUUCAUUAGGGAUGGUAUUAUAAAUAUAGAGAAGUGUACAACUCGAGAUUACUUUAUAUAUUAUAUAAAACAUAAGGGUAUAUAUCAAGACGCCAUGUUUGAUUCCGAUAUAACGUACUCACCGAUCCUGAAUGGAAUUUAUAUAUAAUAAAAUAUAAAUACAGAACUAAUAAUAUUAAUAGCAGAAAUUUAUGAAUCGAGUACUAGCGGAUCGAAGAGUGGGAUAUUGAGUAGAAAUGUAUAUGAUAUUAGAAUGAAGUAAGGGGAGGUAAAAGAGAAUGAGAGAAAUAAUAAAAAUUUUAAUUAUAGAAUUAGCAAAAUGAUUUUCAUCUCAUUGUGUCGCUUAAAAAUUUUGUAGAGUACAACUUUUUCUUUAUCUCAAAUCUUUUUUCCCCGACGUUUUUUCUUUCCAUCGAUCGUCACCGUAGGAUAGAUUAGAAAUGUAACGAUAUAAAAAUUUUAAACUCGAUUAGCCUGACUACGUAAUAAUAAUGAUAAUUGAAUAGGCUUCGGUCAAGCAUGGCGCAUGUAGUUUGAUAAGUUAGACGAAAAAAACUCUGACCUUAUUUUCACUCGCAACUAAUUAUUAAUAUAAUUAGAAAUCUAUAGAUUUUAAGGCCCGUAAAUUAAAUAAAUAUACUUGAAAAAGAAUGAAAAGAGAAGAAAAAGGAAAGCAAACAAUACUGAAAAAAUUGACAAAAAAAAAAAUAAAAAAAUACUUAUUUAUAACCGUUAUACAUAGAUAUGCGUAGAAAUGAUCUUUUCUACCAGAAUUUCUGUGCCAACUGUGAAGGAAUGUUGUCGACGAUUACUUUUCGCAAUCAAGCAUCGUUCUAAUCUUGUAAGAUACUCGGAUUUAUCUGUAUGAAAUAUAUUUGAAUUUAGUAGUAUAUUAUAUUCUGAUAAUAAUACGGUUCAUUUUUGUAUAUCGGUGUGUGAUAAAUAAAUAAGAAUAUUGUUUCUUAAGUAAUAUAAAUCCUGAUUAACAAAUUCAAUUUAGGUUCUCAGCUAUUAUAUAAAAUUUCACAAAUAACACAGACAUAUGGACGUCAUUUACUUGCACCGUAUUUUGCACCGCUGUGAGCUAAACUCAAAACUGUCGCACGACUCACAUUUCAAUUCCUUAUAUUUCCCUCGUCAUCGAUUAUUUUUAGAAACGACAUGUGAAAAGGCAAAAACACGAUGAUAGCACUGCCUUGUCCCAUGACCACUUCAUCUAAUCGUCCAACUUGGUUAUUAACUACUUUCUGUCCCGUCAAACUAAAUCUAUAAAGUCAACCGCGAUUUAUCAUCGAUUUUAAUUGACAGUUUAGUUCUAGGAAUAAGAAGAAAAUUAUGUUAAUUGACAAUGCUACCACUUAUACCUACUUUACAUUAUUAAUGCUCACGUUAUUAUAUUAUGUUUCUUCCCAUGUAAAUAUAUCAAAUUACUAUGAGUUAUAUAUAAAUACAUACCUAUAUACAUAUAAUUUAUAUCGUAAAUGACGCAAAUUUAAGCAAUGUAAUUUCAGUAUUUGCCAAUAUUGUUUUUAUAAUAAAUGAGAAAUCUACUGUU